This is a messenger RNA of Zeugodacus cucurbitae (melon fly), 1953 nucleotides long. RefSeq lists its product as uncharacterized. The record is from RefSeq and is a predicted model, not a curated record. The coding region runs from base 1 to 1248 and encodes 415 amino acids. The transcript is spliced from 3 exons. Lineage: Eukaryota; Metazoa; Arthropoda; Insecta; Diptera; Tephritidae.
AUGGCAUUUUGCCUUCUUUUCCAGCCGUCUCUUCCAGGCAACAUUUUGCCGUCUCCUCCCGGCGACACCUUGCCUAAUUUUCCAGACGGCAUUUCGCCUUCUUUUCCAGGCAAUAUUUUGCCCUCUUUUCCAGGCAACAUUUUGCCUUCUCUUCCCGACGGCAUUUUGCCUUCUGCUCCAGACAACAUUUUGCCGUCUCUUCCCGGCUACACUUUGUCUCAUCUCCCACGUUAUGCAACAAACGAUGACACCUAUAUCCCAGCCAUUACCAGUACCCUAUUUACAGCAGUUUUUAACCCUAGUGAAUUACCGGCCGUAUCUGCUCAGCCGAUUACAAACGCUAAAGGAUGCGUUAACGCGUUCCAAAUUUCUACUUUGAUUGACGUUACUUAUGCUGGAGUAGGCAUUAUUCAAGCAGUUGAAAUUUCCGAUGUAACCAUUAUUGCCAAUGUAAGUCAAUUGCGAGAGCAAUUCAUAGCGAACAUAAGCCGUUGUAGCGCACUGGAUUCAUCCAAUGACAGACACAAUUGUUAUGAGGCGGAGAUCUCUGAUUUGUUCGAAAGUAUUGCGGCGGCAAGCAAUAGUUAUAUCUAUGUUGAGAGAAAAAAUAUAUUAAUAAAUUUAGAAAUUCUGGAUAAAAAUUUAUUGAGAGAGUAUAUAAAAUUGCAACGUUGCCUAGUGCUAUUCCCAGAAGCUACAACAACGGAACCACAAACUUCUUCAGAUAUAACACCGUCUAUCGUUGUGUCGUCAUCUGAACCACAAACCUCUUCAGAUACAACACCGUCUUUCGGCGCAUCGACAUCAGAACCGCAAACUCCUUCAGACACAACUCUGUCUAUCGGCGUGUCAUCCACAGAACCGCAAACUUCUUCAGACGAAACAACGUCUAUCGGCGUGUCAUCAUCAGAACCACAAACUUCUUCAGGCACAACUCCGUCUAACGGCGUGUCAUCUACAGAACCGCAAACUUCUUCAGACGAAACAACGUCUAUCGACAUGUCAUCAACAGAAUCACAAACUUCUUCAGACGAAACAACGUCUAUCGGCGUGUCAUCAUCAGAACCACAAACUUCUUCAGGCACAACUCAGUCUAUCGGCGUGUCAUCUACAGAACCGCAAACUUCAUCAGAUACAACAACGACUGUCAGUGUGUCAUCAACAGAACCACAAAUUUUAUUAGAUUCCAUAUACUCCGUGCUGGGCUCGGUAUUACCGUCUAUCGGACAUCGUCUAUCGUCUCCCUAGAAUUCUGACCUUCUUUAGAUUCUAAAACCUGAAAAGCUCCCAAAACCAACAUAUAUACUAACUACCUAUAUAAUAUAAAUGAUAAACACUCUUUUUAAUUCCUUCUUUGUAACUCUAAAAAAUUGCAUUAUCAUAUCAACUCUUGUAUCCAUAUAAUAUUUAUGCACUAUUUUGGCUGAGGAAAAUUACUUUAAAUUAAAAAUAACACGAAACUUUUAACCCGAUUUAGAAAAGAUAGCUUUAUAUCCUAGGCAUAUAACUCAAGUGGGUGAAUUCACUUUAUGUACCGUUUAAAAAGAAACCUUAAUCUAAUCAUAACCUACCCUACGUUUCGUAGGAGGAUCAUAAUUAUCAGAGAUAAAAUAUUUAAAAAUAAUGUUUUAAACUUUCAAGGUGAUCAGAUGCGUACGGGUUUAAUCUAUGCACCCUUCAGAGCUGCUGUACGCUAAAUCGACAAUAAUUAUCUUGCAACCUUCACUCAUACACAGAGAAAAUAAAAAGCUUCCACAAACAGCUGAUACUGGUGACAACAAUUGUUAUCUUUAUGAGUGAAGAAAUAAUAACUUUCUUGAGCUUUUUAUUUUUUCCUUUGCUUUUUCUAAUCGCAGACAUAUGAUAAAACAUAGUGACUCAUAUCUUGAUCAAAUAGCGAACGAAUUGAUAUAUUCAAAUAAGAAAUAAAAUGCAUAUUGAAUCUAUAUUAUA